This is a messenger RNA of Rangifer tarandus platyrhynchus (Svalbard reindeer), 420 nucleotides long. The record is from the annotation of a GenBank genome assembly. Lineage: Eukaryota; Metazoa; Chordata; Mammalia; Artiodactyla; Cervidae.
AUGGAGUUGGAAGGCCCUGUUCCAAAAAGAGCUCUCCCAGAGCAGGGCUUGGUGUGCACGCAGGCCCGGCCUGCUCAGGAAGCAUGUUGGUCUUUUCCUGUCCAGUUGAAUAUUCACGCAGCUUUAACCCUGCAAACUGACUCCCGGACACACACAGCUCCUCGGGUGCCAGGGCCGCCUUCCUCAGGCCUUUCUCUGCCAGGCUCCUUCUCAGCAGGGCUUCUGGCACCUCCCGUGCCAGCUGUCUCCAUGCUCGCACCAGCCAGCACUCCCGGGCCUCCUUCCUUUGUCUGCUGCCUCCUCCAGGAUGGCGGCUCCGUGGGGUUGGGUGUUCUGCCACGCUUUUGUAGUGCUCUGAGCCCGGGGCAGUGCCCGGCACAUUCUAGACACCCAGUACGUAUUGGGAGAAUAAAGGAGUGA